This is a messenger RNA of Brassica oleracea var. oleracea, 3510 nucleotides long. RefSeq lists its product as uncharacterized. The transcript has 5 exons. NCBI's taxonomy places the organism in Eukaryota, Viridiplantae, Streptophyta, Magnoliopsida, Brassicales, Brassicaceae. The coding region runs from base 1 to 3510 and encodes 1169 amino acids. The record is from RefSeq and is a predicted model, not a curated record.
AUGCGUCAGUACUUAUUGAUGGUGAGUGGUUCUGAAAGGAAGAUUAGGGAGGAUAGAGUGAAGAGUUCUGUAGCAGCAGCUAAAAAAGAUCCCGUUACAAAAAAGAUUGCUCUUACCUUGGAGCCGAAUCCUAUUGUCUCCUCGGAUCUUAACAAAGGGAAAGGUUUAGUGUUUGGUUAUGUACCACAAGUUCCUACGAAUGCCAGGGAAGCUUCUGAAGGUCAAAGCCGGAAGCUGCUAGCGUCUGCUAUUAGAGCUGGAAAUAUUUUGUCUUUAUCUCAAGAAAAGUCAUCGAGUAUAACGGUCUCUAUUUAUGAUCGUGAAGAGGUAAAUUCUUCCUUAUUUCAAACUGGUACUAUGGUUUGUGGCUCUGGCUUCUUUGAACCAGGUCAUUCCGAUAUCCAGGUGUGGUUGGGAUAUGAUUAUGUUCAUACAGUGAACCCUGUUGGUAAAUCUGGAGGUUUAGCUUUGUUUUGGAAGAAAGGUUGCAAUGUGAAUAUUUUGCUCUCGGAUAAAAAUAUUUUGGAUAUGGAAGUGUUGAUAGAAGGUGUACAGUUGUUUGUUACUGGUGUAUAUGGGCAUCCUAAUAUAUCAGAAAGGAAGCAUGUUUGGGAAAGGAUUCUUAGGUUUGGUCCUGCAAGGAAGGAUUCUUGGAUAAUGUUAGGAGAUUUCAACGAAAUUCUUAACAAUGAGGAAAAAUUAGGAGGACCGAGAAGAAGCGACUCCACCUUUCAAGACUUUUCAGACAUGUUGAAGGGCUCUGGAAUGAAAGAAUUACCAAGUACUGGUAACAGUUUUACAUGGGGAGAUCAGAGGUUUGGUUGGUCGGUGGCGGAUAAAAUAAGGAGUUGCAGGAAAACGUUGAGUAAGUGGAAAAAGGAAAAUGUUCUCAAUUCCAAGGAUAGAAUUGUUAAGAUUCAAGAUGCUCUGGAAUUGGAAUUUACUCAGAUCAAACCCUCUUGUCAGAGGAUCUCAGUGCUUAAUUCUCAGAUGAUUCGAGCGUAUAAGGAUGAAGAGUCCUUUUGGCAACAAAAGAGUAAGAAUGAAUGGGCAUUACAUGGUGAUAAGAAUACGAAGAUAUUCCAUGCGUAUGUGAAAGCUAGAAGGGCAUCAAAUGGUUUAGAUCAGCUUCAAGACUCUGAAGGUUUUAUGCAUCGAGCUGAAGCUUCUAAGGGUCAAAUUGCAGCUGAUUAUUUCAGGAAGCAUUUUUCAUCCUCAUACUCUGAGUCUCAAAGAGUAUCGUUUCAGAAUUUUCCUUCUCGAGUGUCUGAUUCGUUGAAUAGCUUACUGACAUGUGAAAUAUCAAAAGAAGAGAUUAAGGAGGCAGUAUUCUCAAUAAAAAGCUCUAGUGCGCCAGGAGUGGAUGGGACGACAGGAUACUUCUUUCAGCAGUAUUGGGAUGUGAUAGGAAAUGAAGUAUCUGAGGAGAUAAGAAGGUUCUUCGUUACUGGUGAGUUUCCGUUGGAGUGGAACAUGACGCAGAUUUGCUUGAUUCCUAAAAUUCCCGGUGCAACCUUGAUGUAUGAUCGUAGACCGAUAAGUCUUUGUACUGUCAUGUACAAGAUUGUGGCCAACAUAUUAGCCUCAAGAAUCAAACCAUUUCUUCCUGACUUGGUUUCACAGAAUCAGUCAGCUUUUGUGUUAGACAGAAUGAGUUCAGAUAAUAUUAUCAUAGCUCAUGAAUCUCUUCAUGCUUUGAGGUCAGUUAACUCUAUUUCCAAGGAGUUCGUAGCCAUUAAGUCAAACAUGUCCAAGGCUUAUGAUAGAGUCGAAUGGGAUUAUCUGCAAGAUCUUCUGUUGGCUCUAGGUUUUCACCCAAGAUGGGUUGGUUGGAUCAUGUUUUAUGUUAGGUCAGCCUCCUAUACAAUUCUGAUCAAUGGUCAGCCUCAUGGUUUUGUUAAACUGUGUAGAGGGUUAAGACAAGGGGACCCUCUAUCGCCCUUUCUAUUUGUUCUGUGUUCAGAAGGACUUACGUUCUUGCUUAACCAAGCUUCUCACCAACAUCUGUUGACGGGUAUGAAGUUUUCUCCUCAAGGGCCUCAGAUUCAUCAUUUAUUAUUUGCGGAUGAUACACUCUUCCUGGUGAAAGCAUAUGUAGAUGAAUGUUCUGUGGUUUCAGAAAUUCUUAGUAUAUAUGAAAGGGCAACAUGUCAGAUGAUUAAUCUUGACAAAUUCUCUAUCAUUUUCGGAUCUAAAGUGAAUGAGGAGAAGAAAUAUCAGAUUAAAGAAGUGCUUGGAAUUUUUAAAGAAGGAGGGGAUGGAUCUUAUUUGGGUCUGCCAGAGGUGUUUAUGGGCUCCAAAGUUAAAAUGAUGAGCUUUUUAAAAGACAAUAUGAGAGACAGAUUAUCUGGUUAUUAUGCUCGGCUGACAUCACAAGGUGGGAAAAAGGUUUUACUUAAGUCGAUUGCUAUGGCCUUGCCAGUUUAUACAAUGACUUGUUUUAGGCUUCCGAAAAUGACUUGUGAUAACUUAGAGUCUACGAUGGCUGAUUUCUGGUGGAACGCUGAUGAACACAAGAGAAAGAUUCAUUGGGUGAGUUGGGAGAAUAUGUGUCUCCCAAAGAAGUUAGGAGGGAUUGGUUUUAAAGAUAUUCAGAUUUUUAAUCAGGCCCUCCUAGCCAUCCUAGCCAAACAAGCUUGGCGUAUUCUGCAGCAUCCUCAAUCUCUCUUUGCGGAAUAUGUGAAAAGCAGAUACUUCCCUGAUAUAAAUUUUCUAAAGGCGGAUCUAGGUAAAAGCUCAUCCUAUGCUUGGAGAAGUAUUUUAUAUGGCAGAGAGUUAUUGAUUCCCGGGUUAAGACGAAUGAUUGGGAAUGGGAGAAGUGUUAAUGUCUGGACUGGAAAAUGGUUGAAUGGUGGGCAAAAGAGCUCUCCUCUAAUGCGCCAUGGUCUUGUGGAUUUGGAUCUAACGGUGGCGGACUUAAUAGAUAAUGGAUCCAAAUGGUGGGAUAUUGACAAGAUCAGGGACCUUUUUUACCCAGAGGAUGUAGAGUUGAUCACCAAGAUAAACCCAAUUCCUGAUGAGGAUGACUAUUGGAUUUGGGAGCACAAUAGGAAUGGUGAUUAUUCGGUUAGAUCAGGAUAUUGGUUUGGAUGUGAGAUGAUAAAGAAGGAGCAGUUGGAAAAGGCUUUUAUGCUUCCAUCUCUCAAUGAUUUGAAGAAACGGGUGUGGAAGAUACUAGAGAGGUUGGAUCAGCAUGGGUCCUUAGAAAUGGGGAUGGAACAGUUCUACUUCACAGUAGGAAGUCCUCGUGUGGGCCAAGAAGAAGAUAUCAUUGGAAUGAUUAAAAGACCAAUUGCUUGGCCAUCUUUUAAGUUCCAUUCAUCUACUCUUUCUGAUAUGCUUACAAAGAUAUCUCAAUGGAGAAUGGUUGUGGAAGAAAAGCGUUGUAACAAAGGGACUUUUUUGAUAGCAAGAAGUGUCACUAUGGAGGAUCGUAGACAAUCCUAUGUAGCAGCAGGGGAGCCUUCCUGGCUUUGUAGGUUCUUCUCAAAUGAGGCUCAACCUGUUUAA